AUGACAAGUUAUCCGGAUGUUAAUGGAAGACCUGCGGAUCUGAACGUAUUUUAUGCUACAGCGCAAAGCGCAUUAAAUGUAGCUACAUUACAAACGAACUACGCAAACUUGGCAUUAUUCUUGACCUGUAAAACAAUUAGACUUAAUAUUACAUGCAAUAAUGGUCAAAAGGGAUGUAUUUAUUUUACCGUAAACUGCACACAAAAACAGGGAAACACAUUGGUUUGUUCAACGGGUUCCUGUAAGUGCGGAUUCUAUAAUAAUAAAUGGAGAGAAAUUGUCAUAGUUAUUUGUU
Molecule: messenger RNA, 295 nt
Organism: Didymodactylos carnosus
Lineage: Eukaryota; Metazoa; Rotifera; Eurotatoria; Philodinida; Philodinidae
Source: the annotation of a GenBank genome assembly